This is a messenger RNA of Symphalangus syndactylus (siamang), 2297 nucleotides long. RefSeq lists its product as uncharacterized. Lineage: Eukaryota; Metazoa; Chordata; Mammalia; Primates; Hylobatidae. The record is from RefSeq and is a predicted model, not a curated record.
AUGCGCCACUCCUCGCACAUGCUCAGUGACUGCCGCCCCUUUUCCUCCCCACCCCCUCUCCAACACCACUCCCUCCGCCUCGGGGCUUUGGAUUUGGGGCGCUUGAAGAAGAGUAAGGAAAGUGCUGGGGAGGCUGUCAGCUACUGGCGUUCGACUUCAGGUUCCCUCCAGGUGGAAGAACGAGGACCAGAAAGCAAGAGGGAACGUGCCCAUCGCCCGAGGAGGAGUGGCACGCACUCCUGCUACCUCUUCUCCAAGGCUCUGCUGCCAACAGGAAGAUUUAGUCCAGUGCAGCGUUUUUUCUCCUCCUCCUCCUCUUCCUGCCUCCGCACUGCGCGCUCCCCGGUCCCUGCAACUGCCACAGCUACCGCCUUGGCAGCUGGGCAACUUGGAAGGCUCCCCUGGGAUAGCGGGGGAGUGGGGCGCAUGCCAGAAAGAAAAAGGCAUUUGGAGUCACCCUUACUUCUACUGUCAAGGGGACGUGAAGCGGAGUGUUGUCACAAGUCGCGAGGGUCGCCUGAACCGUCGCUGCAGAUCGGAGACCAAAGACAACACUGCUUGCAGAGAAAAACUGUGGCAUCCCUGCAGGCAACAUCUCCUCCGUGGCUCCAGCUCCUGCUGAACAGCUUCUCCUUCCACGGUCCAGCUACAAUCAGGUUUUAACAGGAAAAAACAAACAACUACGCACAAUCCUGGACAUAGGAUGAACUCUCUAGAGAAGCAAGUGGGUCUGAGCAAUGCUGGGGAUGGACUGUAAUGGAUUUUGCAGUGUAUUGCCUGGAUUGCUCUCUUGGGAGCGAGUCCCUUAUUUCCCAGCUGUCAGAAGUGUUGGCUGCCUACGGCUCACAGCUGAGCCCUUUGCUGAGACUUGUCCUCAGCUGACGACUGCUGCCUGGCUCAUGGUCAUGUCACCUCCCUGAGGUGCAGUUUGCUUCAAGUGACUUAACAUUGCAGUGGUACAAAGACCUAGUCCUGUCCGCCUAAUGUGGCGACAACUCCAAGGGCCAGGCCAAUUCCAGAACUCCCUGUGAGUUUGGCUGAUACCUCUGUUUUUAAUUGAUCCUCAGUUCACUCCUCCCUCUAUCUAAUUCUGCUUCUCUGACAUCUUUACAGGUUGUGUUCCUGAGUAUACUUGCUAGUAACCUUCCCGCAUACAAUUUUUUGUUUCAGAGCCAGUUUCCUGGGGAACUGAAACCGAGACAAUUAUGAUGAGUAAAGGAAGUAAUCUGUCAUUUCACCUGCUUAAAAUAUUGAUGACAUUAUUUAUGACAUCGUGUCAUGACCCAAAUUUCUCACCUGAGGAUUUUGUUUUAGAAUGAAGUACUCAGGAAGACACUAUUUUCCUGAAAACCUGUUCUCUCCCUUUAUUAAUGGAAAAACUAGACAAUUGAUCAUUAUUCCCUUUAUAUUUGGCUACUGAGAGAAUAAACUUGAUAUUUUGUUAUAGUCCUUCCCCAAAUUCUGAAAAAAUUGUUAAAACAUCUGUAGCAAAUGGAAGCAGAUAUCACUUUUAUUACAAUAGUGGUUAAGUGGGAGGAUAGAGCAUAAUGUAAAGCUAAAAAAGCUCUCUCCUCUAAACCUCAAAUGCUAGCAAUUUUAUCAUCCACUCACUUUAGUAGAGGCAGGGCAGUUCUCCCUGUGCAACAGGGAGGAAAUUGCCUGCUCCUCGAAGGCUCCUACCUCCUCGUUAGAUGAAAAGAGGAAGGGGAUAUAGGCUAUCGAUGCCUGAUUUCUCCUUCCUAAUUCAACAAUAAAAUAAGUUGUUACAUUUCCCUACCAAUUUUCUAUCACUGUUGUUCUCCCAGUGAUAGAAUGUAGCUGGGCACCAUGAACAAAGGAUACCAGUUAGGCAGUUACUGCUGUAGUUCAACAUGAUCCUAUUGAGGGCCUCAGUGAAAAUAGUUGGUAUAGAGAAAAGAGGGCCCUUUGGGAAGUUUCAUGCAUAGGAAAAAAGUGACUGAUCUAACAUGGGUGGGUAAAAUGGAGGUUCCUAGUAGAACCCCAGAUUCUGGAUGGAUAAUGGUUUCAUCAAGAUGGGGAGUCCAGGAAAAGGAGGAGAUUUUGGGAUGGGAGAUGAAGAGUGCUGUUUAUCUUCUCUAACUUGUUUCCCGGUCUGAUAAGAAUUUGGGAAAAUAUAUUUAGAGAACAUGAUCACUCCUCCACUUAUACACAUUAUACACAUACCUCUGCCACUGAUUUUGGGCUCAAUCCAACCUAUUCUCCACAGUGUUGUGAUCUUUUAAAGCUGUACCAUAUGCAAUGAAAUGUAAUUUGGCAAUAAAAAAGAAUGAAAUACU